GAAAUGGCAAACUCCCAGUAUGAGGCAAAGCAUUCCCACCGCAGCAAUUGGUCCACAGGAGCUAUAAAUUGGUCUCCUCCAGAAACAGAUCAAAAUUUGUCUUUGGGGAGGUCGGCUGGAAACUCAAGAGGCCAUGGAAAGAAACGGUGCUGCCCCUCCGCAAACUCUAGACCCUACACACCACUUCCACAUAGAGCUGCUGGAUCAGAGACGGAGGCUGCGUGGACAAAUUGCUCACCUUCACAAGGCGGCUCGUAAACUCAACAAGCUCCGCAAAAGGUCCCUGAUUGCCAAUGUCAGCGGGAGCACCCUGACCGCCGCAGGAGCAGUCACGGCCAUCGUGGGGCUGUCCCUGAGCCCGGCAACCCUGGGAGCCUCUCUCCUGGCAUCAGCUGUGGGUCUGGGUCUGGCCACUGCAGGGGGGGCUGUGAGCAUCACCUCUGAUCUCUCCUUAGUGCUCUGCAAUUCCCGGGAGGUGAGGAAGGUGCAGGAAAUUGCAACAACUUGUCGGAAACAGAUGAGGGAAAUCCUCGGCUGCCUGGAGUUCCUCCGCCGGGGGCAGGGCCCAGGGGACCCCACACUGCGCCAGUCGGAGAAGAGGGCCUCCAUCUCGCUGUACAACUCCAUCUGCUUCAUGGUCUUCUGCGGCUCCCACAGCUUCCUCGUGCCAGAAUACACAAAGGAGGUCACAAAAGUGAGCCAGACUGUCCUGAAGGCCAAAAUCCAGAAGCUGGCUGCCAACCUUGAGACCUGCACCAAGGCGAUGGAUGAAGUCUGUGAACUUCUUGAGUCCAGGACAGAAGUUUCCCCACGCACGAGGAGACUCAACGUGAGUGCUAAAACCACUGCUGAGAUCCUGAGACCAUCCAGCUGAAACAAUGUUUGACCCAUACUUAAAACCGGGCUUGGAGACAUUAUACUAUUAAUUGUCACCAUUAGCACUGCUACCUGUUGCUAUUGUAAUAUUGGUAGUGCUAAUCCACACAGGUGCACACACCUCUCAUGUGCCUUGUCUAUAUCUGAACACAAACUCCUUCCUGACAGGAAGCUAAAGCUUCCAGACACACACACCGCCAACUGACAGUAGCCACCUGAUUCAGGUUGGAGGUUGUGACAGACAUGUGGACUGCUGUGUACACAGCAGCAGAUUCCAGAGCCUCAAGGCAGGGGUAGGUGGCUGUUCCUCAGACCCAUGUUUCCCCAGCCCUCUCCCGAGCUCUGCUUCCCCGAGGCAGCAAAAAGAAGCGGGUGAGAAGGCUGAUGGAAUCCCUGCAGUCCUGGUCUUAUGAAUCCUAUCAAGACUUAUGAAUCUAUGGGUAGUAAAAGGGCUGGGGUACCCUCAAAAAGCCAGCAGCUGCCAAUUUCCAGUAGAGUACAGUCCCAUUACCAAGGUACAUCUGGAAAGGCUGUUGAAGGAAGCAGGUCCAGAUAUGUCAGACUGUACAGAUGGCUCAUCAUCCCAGGAUGAAAUAACAGUGCCAGAAAUUGUUAUCCCUUUUGAAGAAACUUCUCCAGGCUGAGAACUGUGAUGUUUGUAUUCUAUUUAUUUACACAGGAUUAUUUUAAGCUUUUGAUACUGUAUUUAAAGAUGUAUAUAUAUUUUUUUUUUCUUUUAAAAAGGAGGCCUCUGCUCCAAAGGAAAGCAGUUGUUCUUGGAGGCAAAGCAAGUCUGUGGCAUGUGGGAGAAAGUUACCCAUUCUUUGGAUGUGAGGGAGGGCAAGUCCCCGUAGGAAAAGGCAAGUAUGGCCUGAAUGCUAGUAGUUUUAAAAUAGGUGAAACACAGUCAACUGGUGACAGAUCUUAGGAACCAAAAGAGGAAGAAGGACAGGUCAGUGACCCUGGGACUGGAGCCUGCCUCAGGGCACUGGUGGAAGAAAGCAGUUAUAUCUCUUGCAGCAGGGAGGGAAGAGUAGGUUGGUGUUACUGGUCUGAGCUGGAGCCCAGCUGUGAUGGGAGCACACCUAAGAGGUGGAAGUGCCGCUGUCUGUGCAGUCAAGCAGCCUGUGAGACCCACAGUGGUUUGCCUAGGAGGGUGGAGGCAGCACUCACAGAGAGCUACACAUACUCCUAGCAAUGCUUCCCGGGGUAAGCUUAACAUUGGCAAUAUAUACAUACUGGUACUAAUAGUCAAGAGGGGUGCAGAGGAGUAGGAUGAUUCAGUGGCAGAGCACUUACAAAACAGGAGGAAGGACUGGGACCCUGUUUCAAGUGACUGUUCUGCUAACCAUGCCCUUUGUGAUUUUUGACCCCUCAGUGCCCCAGUUCUCUGUUUAAAAAUAGGGGAUAGGAGCACUUCCCUACCUCACAAGGAUGUUUCUGGGACAAAUAUUGCAAAGUACUCAAGCAACUGUGAUGAUGGGGAUCAUGUCGGUACCUUGAAGAGGUACAAGGAAGAGACCCCGGAAACUAGCUUGAGACAACUUGAGGAGUUAAUGCAAGGAUAGUUCCACCUCCACAAGUAGGCCUCAGUGGAUAAGGGAAACUUCCCUGCAGAUGCAUGAAUCAAAAUGGUCAGAAAACCCACUCUGUAAUUCUGUAAUGCUGAACAAAAUCUUAGGAAGGGCAAAACAUCUCACAAAGCUUGAAUCCUUGUCCCUUUUGUCUCUUCCUCUCAAUGACAUCAACAUUUGUUUUUACACAUAAGAAGAAAAAAAGCUUUGGUCCCUCAGAGUGUGACUCAGAUGCCUGUAAUGCCCUUGCCUGUUUGCCAGAAACAAACAAGUACACUGUUGGUUCGAUUAAAUGAA
Molecule: messenger RNA, 2747 nt
Organism: Chroicocephalus ridibundus (black-headed gull)
Lineage: Eukaryota; Metazoa; Chordata; Aves; Charadriiformes; Laridae
Gene: APOLD1
Product: apolipoprotein L domain containing 1
Exons: 2
Coding region: 134-874 (246 amino acids)
Biological process (GO): regulation of endothelial cell differentiation; lipoprotein metabolic process; lipid transport
Cellular component (GO): extracellular region; membrane
Molecular function (GO): lipid binding
Source: RefSeq, a predicted model, not a curated record